Molecule: messenger RNA, 2239 nt
Organism: Rhagoletis pomonella (apple maggot)
Lineage: Eukaryota; Metazoa; Arthropoda; Insecta; Diptera; Tephritidae
Product: 3'-5' ssDNA/RNA exonuclease TatD-like
Exons: 5
Coding region: 149-1144 (331 amino acids)
Cellular component (GO): cytosol
Molecular function (GO): single-stranded DNA 3'-5' DNA exonuclease activity
Source: RefSeq, a predicted model, not a curated record
CAUUUUCACUGUGUGUUGUAUUAAUACAAUUGUUAUUUCGUCAUACCUAUUUUCGUCAAGUCAACGUGCAAGCGACACUCAAUUCACUGAUAACAAAAACGUAUUCUUCAAGUUGUGAAACAAUACACAAAUAACCAACAAAAACGACAUGGCACAAUCUUCUGUAGCUGGCACAGCCUCUUCUGCCGCCGCUGGCGCUGGUGUGACGAUUCCAGUCGACACUACUGGUGCCUUGGAUAUCGGUGUGGAUAUGAAUUUAGUGGAUAUGAAGCACUGCUUCGAAAAUCUCAUAGUGAUAGAUGCGGGUGCGAAUCUAACAAACAAAAAAUAUAGCCGUGAUCUGGAAUCAGUAAUACAACGAGCAAAGGAUGCGGGAGUUCAGAAAAUCAUGGUUCCAGGCACAUCGGUAAAAUCUAGCAAAGAAGCGCUUCGUCUAUCACGAAUUUAUCCCGAUAUAAUUUAUUCGACUGCUGGCAUACAUCCACACGAUUCCAAAUCGAUUGUCGAGGAACCGAACACUUGGUUCGAGUUCGAGCAUAUUGCGGCUUCACAGGAAUGCGUCGCUAUCGGACCAUGUGGCUUAGAUUAUCAACGUGAUUUCUCUGAGCCAGAGACCCAAAAGGAAAUUUUUGAAAAGCAGAUACAUUUAGCUUGCAAUUUGAACAAAUCUCUGCUUAUACAUGAGCGAUCCGCCCAACAAGAUGUACUCGAUAUCCUGGAUAAAUUCGAGACUUUACCACCUAUAAUCGUAAGAGGAUUCAUGGGAACGGCCGACGAAGCAGUCAAAUAUCUAAAUAGGAGAUUCUAUAUCAGUUUAACUGGUUAUUUAUGCAAGGACAAAUCAGAUAGUGGAGUACGCAAACUCUUAGAAAAUGGAAUUCUUCCUAUCGAUAGACUGCUCGUCGAAACGGACUCGCCGUUCAUGUACCCAAAUACAAGAGCUUCCAAGCUGCCGCAACAUGUUAAGACUGGAAUAACGGAACGUUCGCUUUUAUAUUUACAUAGGUACUGCACCUUUCAACGCAACGAGCCUUGUAGUUUGCCCGCCAUUGUAGAAAUGAUAGCUGCUUUUAUGAAGAAAACGCCCGAAGAAGUAGCUUUAGCUACGGCAUUCAAUGCAUUGAAACUCUUUGGCCUAUCCUAAAAGUUAAUGGCUGUGAUAUUACUUAUGUAGACUGUCAUACAAUUGCUUAGUGCGACAAAAUAUCACUUAAAGCACAUGCUUUCCAACCAUAAAACAAGGAGUGAAUUUAUGCAUAUAGAGGAAUCCAAAACGAAAGUGCCAAAUUUUUAUUUGUGGUAAUAUAGUGUUUUGUGAAAAUUCCUUAAUACGCUAUGAACUACAAGACUUCAAAAGUGCCUUAAAUGAAGUGCGAAAUUCGGCAAACGGCUGAUAAUAAAGCAAACGAUAAAAAAAAAAUAUUUUACUAAAAAGAAAAUUAUGUAAUUAACGAAUCGACACUUAUUUAUUAUAUAUUACACAUACAUAUGUAUACCUACUAACAACGACGUGUUUUUAAAGCGCAUGCAAAUUCGUAAUAUACUCAUAUUAAAUCAACUGAAAAUUCGAAUACACAAGUCGACCUAUUAGUGUUAGUUGCAACUACAUAAAAAAGUAUAUUUUGUUUUUAAGAACGUAAAACUAAUUAGACUGCAAAUUAAAUCUGGAUAUUCGGUGAGGAUAUGGUUAGUAGGAAUCGACCAGAGUUCCUUCUCGUGGAAAAACCCCUAACCGUGAAAUGUAAAUGAACGUACAUACAACCAUCAUAUACAUAUUUUUACACCAUAAAAGCCAAUUACGGAAAAAUGCUUUCGUAAUAUUGGGGCGUAUUCUUGUUUUCGUAUGAUUCGAAAAUUCGAAAUUUUUGUGUAGAAAAUUAUAGGAAAAUUUCAGGAUUUUCGAUUCGUACGAAAACAGGGUUACGCCUCGAUAUGUUCAUGUAGACUUUAAUAAACACUUAACUACAGUAAAUCUUAAAUGAAGAAUUUGUUUGAUAUGCAAACUAUUUAUUGACAUAAUCAAGAUGUGCCUGCUUCAAUGCCUUUUUCUUAAACCGUUGAUCAAACUAUGCAUACAAAUGAGUGCUUCGAAACUAGGAGAAAAAUGAACAAGUCAAGCUGCAGCUGAUUUGUUUUACUAUUUUAUUAGAUUUUUUACGCCAAAACCUGUAAAUAUUUAUAGUUCAUUUUGUUCGUUAUUUGUUGUUGUGCUGCGAAAUGUUUAUUGUGCUUCGCCAAC